Molecule: messenger RNA, 1299 nt
Organism: Chaetomium fimeti
Lineage: Eukaryota; Fungi; Ascomycota; Sordariomycetes; Sordariales; Chaetomiaceae
Exons: 2
Coding region: 265-1299 (344 amino acids)
Source: RefSeq, a predicted model, not a curated record
AGGUGGGGGCAGCGUGGCGUGCGUGGGUCAACUAUCGAUAGCCCGGCUUUUGGACCACCCCUGCCAUUCCGCCAUCGCCACCAUCAACACCAUCAACCUACCUACCCGUCAGUGCCGUCAGCAGCCGUGCUCCCCAAAUCGAGGCUUGAUUACCACACUACCUACCUAGAUUCACCUAUGUAAUCACCCAAAUUAAUCGAAUAAUAUUGAGUUCGGUUUACAACACUCACUUCCUAAAAUCCACUUGUUUCUUUGGAAAGAACCAUGUCCCAGGCAGCGUGCUGCACUUGCGCGUCGUUGCUUGCCGCCGUGCCCCGUGUGUCGUCCUCUUCCGAGAAGCCCUUACCCGAUGACAGGCAAUUGGAUUGCUGCGGCCGUACCAUCUGCGGUGCCUGUAUACAUAGAAACCGCCGCUUCCUCACCUACUGUCCCUACUGUCAGACCUCGAAUCAAUCUUUCCCGAGCAGCCGCCUCAGAGCCCCGCCUAGGCAAGGCAGAACAGAAGACGAAUCGGAGACAGAAGCAGUAACAGAAAGCGAGCCGCCCCCUUACUCAGCCAUCGCCCAAACCAUCAACCUCAAAGCCAACACAACCAAACCCCCUACCCCCCCGCCGCCCUACAGCUCUCCCUUCUCUGGCCCCCAGCCCGGCCGCAACCCAAACCAACCCCGCCAAGAAAAAGAAGAAAAAGAAGAAGCAACAGAAGCCCAACCCCGCUACACAAUCCACCACCUCCGCCACCCGCCACACCCCUCGCCAGACAGCCUGACCUCACUCUCCCUGCGGUACGGGAUCCCGGCCCACAUCCUGCGGCAGCACAACAGCCUGCCCAACGACGCGGACUACCUCCUCGCGGCGCGGCACACGCUGCUCAUCCCCACCGCGUACAUCAACACUCCCAGUGCUACCACCAGCACCAGCACCAAUCCCCAUAGUGACACCGGUAGCACCGGCACCACCGACCCGAGCCUGUCGCCGCGCCCCGUCGAGGACGCGGCGGAGCGGGAGCGCAAGGUGCUGAUCCGGCGGUUCAUGGUGGCGUGCAAGGAGCCGGACUACGACGCGGCGGUGGUGUACCUGGAGGAGAGCGGGUACGAUGUCGACGAGGCGGUGGCGCGGCACCGGGCCGACGCGGCGUGGGAGCGGGCGAACCCGAAUCCUUUGUUGCUGGAUAGCAGCAGUAGGGGGAAGGGGGUUUAUAAAGGGGGGUUGAGGGGGAGGGGGAGGGUGAAGGUUAAGAGUGAGGGGGUCAAGGUUGGGGGUGGGGAGGGGAGGUUGUUUGGGUGGUUGGGGGGUUGA